This is a messenger RNA of Hydatigera taeniaeformis, 1665 nucleotides long. Lineage: Eukaryota; Metazoa; Platyhelminthes; Cestoda; Cyclophyllidea; Taeniidae. The record is from the annotation of a GenBank genome assembly.
AUGAUCUUAUCAAGGAAGAAGCCGUCUGUCCAGUCAAGUGACAAAAUUGUCUCGGAUGAUUUGCGUAGAUGGAGAGAAGUUCCUAAGUUAGAAGACUUUCUUAAUGCCAGGGACUUUGUUGGUGCGAUUACUCUUCUUGAAUUUGAACGGCACACAGAUAAACCAAAAAAAGAUGUCGACUUGUGGAUUGCGUAUUGUCGUUUUCAUCUUGGUGACUACAAACAUGCUGCUGAUGAUUAUAAGAGACUUCUUUCCGACAAAAAACUCGCUCCAACCAUUAGGACUUACUUGGCAUGCUGUUAUUUCUUCAUGGGAAUGUACAAAGAGGCUCAAGAAGAGGCAAACCAAGCUGCGCAAUGUCGACUGCAAAAUCGACUUCUUUUUCACAUUGCUCACAAAAUGAACGACGAGAGAGAUCUUCUUACGCACCACAACCGACUCUGCGAGAACUUAGAAGAUCAGCUUUCUCUUGCCUCCAUUCAUUGUCUUCGCAAUCACCAGCAAGAAGCGAUUGAUAUAUAUAAAAGAAUCAUGCUGGAAAAUCGUGACUACUUAGCUCUUAACGUCUAUCUCGGUUUGUGUUAUUACAAAAUUGACUACUAUGACGUGGCACAGGAAGUUCUUACUUUGUACUUACAACACUACCCGGACAGUCCUACAGCUAUCAACCUACGCGCAUGCAUUAACUAUCGUCUCUACAAUGGCAAAAUAGCAGCCUCCGAGCUAAAGGACCUCCAAGACUCCUCUUCUCCAUGUCUCUCAUACGCGAAGGAUUUGAUUAACCACAAUCUUGUUGUCUUCAGAAAUGGCGAGGGCGCAUUACAAGUAUUUCCCCCCUUGAUUGACGUUCUCCCAGAAGCAAGACUAAAUCUUAUUAUUUAUUACCUGCGGCACGAAGACUUCAAUUCGGCGUAUGAUUUGGUGAGCGAUAUGGACCCCACCACACCGCAAGAAUAUGUGCUGAAAGCGAUAGUCAACGCCGUGAUUGGACAAGAAACCACCUCCCGCGAGCAUCUUAAGCUCGCACAGCAGCACUUCCAACUAGUUGGUGGAUCUGCAAGUGAGUGUGACACAAUUUCGGGGCGCCAGUGCAUGGCUUCUUGUUUUUUUCUCCUCCAUCAAUUUGACAGUGCUAUAAUCUAUCUCAAUUCUAUCCAAUCAUACUUUUACAAUGACGACAUCUUUAACUUCAACUACGGCCAAGCAAAGGCUGCUGUUGGAGCUUACAAAGAGGCACAAGAUUUAUUUCUACUCAUCCAAUCAGAAAAACUACGAAACGACUAUGUUUAUCUCAGCUGGCUGGCAAGGUGUUACAUUAUGAACAAGAAGCCGCGUUCUGCGUGGGAGCUUUACCUUAAGAUGGAGACCUCAGCGGAGUCCUUCAGUCUGCUCCACCUCAUUGCCAAUGAUUGCUACCGAAUGGCACAGUUCUACUAUGCAGCAAAGGCGUUUGACGUACUAGAGCGCUUGGAUCUCAAUCCGGAGUACUGGGAGGGUAAGAGAGGUGCUUGUGUAGGAGUCUUCCAACUCAUAUUAGACGGCCAAGAGCCUAAGGAGACCCUUCGAGAGAUCCUCCAGAUCCUUCGCAACACGAACAAUGCGCAAACGGACUAUUUCAUUCGUAUCAUGAAGAAGUGGGCCACUGAGCACUCUGUCACCGUAUAA